AAAAUUCUACAAGGCUUUGGUUCAUAACUUGGAACCCUUGCUCCAUCCAUUUCCUAGGAAAUCGAAGUUUUCGUGGAGGCCCCAAGGCCCGACGAAGAAUCAAAAUGGCGAACAGCAAUUUACCUCGUAGGAUCAUCAAGGAGACGCAGCGUCUUCUCAGCGAACCAGCCCCAGGAAUCAGUGCCUCGCCUUCAGAGGAAAACAUGAGGUAUUUCAAUGUGAUGAUACUUGGCCCGACGCAGUCUCCUUAUGAAGGAGGUGUAUUCAAGUUGGAACUGUUUUUACCCGAAGAAUAUCCGAUGGCAGCUCCCAAGGUUCGAUUCCUGACCAAAAUCUACCAUCCUAACAUAGAUAAGCUGGGAAGGAUCUGCCUUGAUAUUCUCAAGGAUAAAUGGAGUCCUGCCCUCCAGAUACGCACUGUAUUGCUGAGCAUUCAAGCUCUACUGAGUGCUCCAAACCCAGAUGACCCACUUUCUGAGAAUAUUGCCAAGCACUGGAAAACCAAUGAAGUUGAAGCUGUUGAAACAGCUAAGGAAUGGACCCGUUUGUAUGCAACUGGAGCAUGACCAUUGGAGUUUACUGCUUGCAAAUAUUAAAUAUAUGGUCCCUCCAAUGUAUAUUAAGUGAAUGAUUGCCUUAGUCUCCCAAUGAAAAUGAAAACAAGUGUUUGUUAUAACAGUAUGAUUUCCAAUCUUAUCUAAGCCCCGUACCUAUUGAAUUC
Molecule: messenger RNA, 721 nt
Organism: Diospyros lotus (date-plum)
Lineage: Eukaryota; Viridiplantae; Streptophyta; Magnoliopsida; Ericales; Ebenaceae
Product: ubiquitin-conjugating enzyme E2 36-like
Exons: 8
Coding region: 105-566 (153 amino acids)
Biological process (GO): protein K63-linked ubiquitination; DNA damage tolerance
Cellular component (GO): nucleus
Molecular function (GO): ubiquitin conjugating enzyme activity
Source: RefSeq, a predicted model, not a curated record